Molecule: messenger RNA, 963 nt
Organism: Daldinia caldariorum
Lineage: Eukaryota; Fungi; Ascomycota; Sordariomycetes; Xylariales; Hypoxylaceae
Exons: 2
Coding region: 1-963 (320 amino acids)
Source: RefSeq, a predicted model, not a curated record
AUGGGUCGUCCCCACCCCAGUGCGAGAUAUUCCCUCGAGUGGCAUGACAUCAGCGGCCGGCGGCGGAGGGGGACGAUUCCCGAGCAGAAGGCGGCGGCCAGAGUGGGGUGGAUACCGAACUCGACGUCCGACGCCUGGCGGCGGUUGCGGUGGGCGCCCUCGCGGCUCGCGGGCUACCUGGGGCUCGCGACCGGCGCCGCGCCGCCGUACUCGGACCAGACGCAGUGCCUGCUCCUGCGGCUGCCGCCCGAGAUCAGGCUCGAGAUAUGGGAGUACGUCCUCGGCGGCGGCGCCGACGUGUGCAUCCUGCGGAGGGCGAAUAAGCUCGCCCACGCAGUCCUCCCCCGCGAUCAGGCCAGGCUCGACCAGGCUCAUGAUAAUCGGAGACGCAGGUACCUGCCGCUCUGGGGGGAAUUCAUGGCUGAGAGAUCGUCCCUAACGGAUAAUAGGACCGCUGAGGUUAACUUGGUGACGCCCCUGCUCAGCUGUAAGCGGAUCCACUCGGAAAUGAUAGCGAUGCUAUACAAGCGGCACUUCAAAUUCGAGCUGAUGGAAGGGUUCUACCGCUUCCUGCUGCUCUCGCCGCUGGCGGGCCUCUCCGCCGUGCGGUCGAUCGAGCUCGACUGGUCGGGCUUCUACUACUGGGCGCGGUUCGAGGAGGACGCGGCGGCGGGGUACCCGAUCUGCCACAACGAGAGCUGGGCGGACAUCUGCGGCGCCGUGGUCGGCAUGAUGACGGGCCUGCGGCGCCUGACGCUCCGCGUGCUCGCCUUCGAACACCCGGCCCGCGACGACCAGCGGUACCGCUUGAUGCGGAAGAUCGUGGCGCCGCUCGAGGCGCUGCCCAGCCACGUCGUGUUUACGGUUGUGAUUAGGGAUGAGGCGUUUUGUCGGAGCUUUCAGGAUGGGUUGCGCAGGGAGGGGUAUGGCAGGGUGACGGUUAAUAGUCCUUCGGCGGCAUAG